AUGACCUAUGCUACUGUAAUGGGUCUCAAGAAAAAGAAAAAUGUUAUAAUCAUUACGUGCUUCAUGAUUUCAUGUUAUUUCUUAUAUCAACUGUAUUUCUUCUUUACCAUCACAUCAGAAGCUAAUAACAAUGUAAUUGUGCCACUGUUAGAUCAUGAUAUAAUAAAAGAUUUUCAACACUUACGUUCUGAUGUUGACAAAUAUAUAAGCGAACAUGGAAAGAUUAGAGGUGUUUACUAUGCAGAUAUAAAAAGUUAUCGGCCCGAUUCGAAAAAUGAAUUUAAAUGCAAAUCAUCUGAUCAAAAAAUUCCAUUCGAUCAGGUAAAUGAUGAUUUUUGUGAUUGUGAAGAUAAUACUGAUGAACCAAGCACUACUGCAUGUCCAAAUGGAGUUUUUUAUUGUGAUACUCAGCAACCUAGAAGGAAAACGUUCAUUAUACCUUCUAACAAAGUGAAUGAUGGUAUAUGCGAUUGCUGUGAUGGUUCAGAUGAAUGGCUUACCUUAAAGAAAAAUCUUCUGAGUCAAAAUUGCAAUAGCCGGAACUAUAUUGGUGCAAUUAUGACCGUGGAUGAAGGAAUUGAUAUUACGAAGGCAGGAGAUCGCGGGGUCUUAAAACGAAUUAUUAAAGAAGGCGAAGGCACCGAUACUCCAAAUGCCGGCUGCCAAGUUACUGUACAUUAUACUGGAACACUACUAGAUGGUACAAAAUUUGAUUCUAGCAAGGACAGAAACGAACCAUUCGAGUUUAAUCUUGGCAAAGGCACAGUAAUAAAAGCAUGGGACAUUGGUGUGGCAACCAUGAAAAAAGGAGAAGUGUGUGUGCUGACAUGUGCUCCAGAGUAUGCUUAUGGUGCAAAUGGCAGCCCCCCUAAAAUUCCACCAAAUUCUACGUUGCAGUUUGAGAUUGAAAUGAUUGACUGGAAAGUGGAAGAUUUGAGCCCUAACAAGAAUAAGGGAAUUCUCAGGCACAUUGUGGAACAAGGCAGUGGCUUUGAAAACCCUAAUGAUGGUGCACAAGUUUCAGUGGAGCUUGAGGGAAAACUGCCAGAUGGAAAAGUAUUUGACACUCGCACAGUAACAUUCACACUCGGUGAGGGAACAGAGAAUAAUAUAUGUGAGGGGAUUGAGCGAGCCCUGGAGAAGUUCACACUAGGUGAAAAGUCCAGGCUGACCCUUCAACCUAAGUAUGCAUUUAAAUCUGAAGGCAAUAACGAAAUGGGAGUACCUCCCAACUCUGUAGUAGAGUACACAGUUAAGUUAACUAGCUUUGAAAAAGCGAAAGAAGCUUGGGCUAUGGAUGGGGCAGAAAAGUUGGAGCAAGCGAAGAUAAUAAAAGAGAAAGGCACUAAUUACUUCAAAUCAAACAAAUUCCAAUUAGCCAUCAAGAAGUAUAGGAAAGUUGUGUCUCUCUUGGAAGAUAUGCCAGAAGACAAAUCUGAGAAAGACGAGCUCAAGAGCCAAGCGAAGGAGCUCCUUGUCUCAGCCCAUCUCAACUUAUCUCUGGUGUAUCUCAAAGUAACGCCCCCACACCAUUAUGAAGCCAAAGACCACGCUACUAAAGCACUAAAAUUCGAUGAGGAUAAUGUGAAAGGAUUGUUCAGGAGAGGCCAGGCCUUGCUCGGUUUGGGUGAAGCAGAUCAAGCGUUGAACGACUUCCAAAAGAUUGUUGAAAAGGAGCCACAGAAUAAGGCCGCCGCGAACCAGAUCGCCGUGUGCCGCAGCACGCUGCAGAAGCAGAAACAGCGCGAGAAGCAGUUGUACGCGAACAUGUUCGACAAGUUCGCCAAGCACGACGCUCAGGUAGAAAAGAAGCUGGCCAGCGAGGAAGUGGACGUCAUCGGCGAGAAGGUCGGCGAGUGGGGCAAGGGCGAGGGCGAGUGGACGGACGAGCAGCGCGACCGGAAACCCACCGAGUUUGAGAAGGAAAACCCUAAUAUACUCAUGCUCGACAAGGAUGGAAGAUUCGAGAACAUG
This is a messenger RNA of Brenthis ino (lesser marbled fritillary), 1974 nucleotides long. Lineage: Eukaryota; Metazoa; Arthropoda; Insecta; Lepidoptera; Nymphalidae. The record is from the annotation of a GenBank genome assembly.